AUGUAUAUGAUUUCAAAACAGCCAACAUCAGUGAAUGAUGUGGUACCAUCAGGUGUUGCUCCCCCACUUGGAGGAGUCACAGACUUUGGAAUCCCACGUGGAUUGGAAUACCUUGCUCAGAUUGACCAGGUUCUUAUACACCAAGCAGUUGAGCUCGUUGAAGUUUUUAGUGGAUGGGAGAGCAAGAACCGUUAUGAAAUUAAGAACACACUUGGACAACAGAUAUACUUUGCGAUGGAAGAGUCUUCAUGCCUAAUGCGACAGUGUUGUAAGCAAGGCCGCGGUUUCACCAUGCACAUCACAGACAACAAUGGCCAGGAAGUUUUGAGAGGAAUCCAUCCUUUUCGAUGUUGUCAAGGAUGUUGUUGUUGUGCUGACAAUGAUUACUGCGCUAUGGACAUCAUCAUUGAAGCUCCAGUUGGCAAUAAGAUUGCGUUCUUUAGGCAAAGAAAGUUCUACUGUAGCCCCCGCCUUGAGCUGUUGGAUGCCCACGAUCGUCCAGUAUUUGAUAUUCAGGCUCCGUGUUGUUGCCGGAUGAUUCAAUGCCCCUGUGGUUGUACCGACGAUGUAGAAAUCAAUAUUCUUGAUUCAAAGAGCAAAGAACGAGUUGGAGUCAUUUCCAAACAAUGGGCUGGAGUUGCAAAGGAAUGUUUUACCAAGGCAGAUAACUUCAGCAUCCAAUUUCCUAUGGACUUGGACGUCAAGAUGAAGGCUGCCCUCAUCGCUGGAUUUUUUCUAAUGGAAAUGAUGUUGUUUGAGUAUGGCAACAAUAACUAAACAACGCGGUUCAACUCCAAAUCAUGGUCUUUUCAAAUCAACGGCAUAUGUAUGCCAUAUAUCAUAAUAAAAAUGUGAAUAAAUUCCUCGUUCGUGACUUCAUUUAAAUGAGGCCUAUAUAGUAAUGUUGAAAUAUUUUAUGCAGAACAACACCAACAAAUAUGUACAGUAGGACGUAGUAUGAUUAAUUAUGCAUGUAGAGUCUGGCAUAGUAAUUCAAAAAAAGAUAAUAAUGACUUAGAAAAACUACAGUUACAAAUGGCCAGAUUUCUACUUAAAGCUCCUCGCUGUACACCGCAAGAAGCUCUAUAUGGUGAUUUAGGCUGGGGCCCCAUUGUCAAAAACGCAUAAAUUACAAAAUUAAAUUCCUUAACCGUGUAAUAAAUAUGAAUGAAAAUCGGUGGCCAAAUACUUUACUUCAUAGCAUGCUUCAACUGAAAUCCAAUUUUAAUGUAUUAAAUUACAAAUUUCUUGAUUCGUGUAAGAAUAUACUUGAUAAAUGUACAGAUUUAAAUAUAUUUGAACAAGUUUUUGAUUUAGAUAAUUUUACUUUUAAUUCUUUUUCUGUUAGAACUGUAAAUACACAUGUUGCAGACUCGUACAACGUUGAGUGGGAAAACCAAAUUAACCAAAAGCCUUCUCUUAAAUAUUACUCAAAAUUGAAAUCUACACCAAGCCUCGAAAAAUAUCUGCUUGAUAAAACUAACUUUAUGGGGGUAAGUCUAAAAUUUAAAUUAAGGACCAACACAUUUCCCCUUGAUGGCAAGACCUGCAAAUGGUCUAAAGAAAUUACUGGUCAGUGUAACUUGUGCCAACGUGGCGAAACCAAAGAUAUUCGUCAUUUUCUACUUAACUGUAAAUCAUUUGAUACAAUCAGAGAGGCAGAAUUAGUUAUCUUAAAACAAGACCUUGAACUUUGCAAUGAGACUACUGCAACUAGGAAUAAUUUUUCCGAAUCUAAUGUUGAUAAUUAAUUUUCUUCUUGGGGAAAAAAAUAAUCUCUUUAAUGAUAUAUAUGUUGAAGCUUGCGGUACACCACGUACCGCAGUUGUGGAAAGAACUGUUUUUGUUGAGAAAGUCUCGACGUUUCGAUUG
Molecule: messenger RNA, 1872 nt
Organism: Anneissia japonica
Lineage: Eukaryota; Metazoa; Echinodermata; Crinoidea; Comatulida; Comatulidae
Product: phospholipid scramblase 1-like
Exons: 9
Coding region: 1-777 (258 amino acids)
Biological process (GO): plasma membrane phospholipid scrambling
Cellular component (GO): plasma membrane
Molecular function (GO): phospholipid scramblase activity
Source: RefSeq, a predicted model, not a curated record